Molecule: messenger RNA, 390 nt
Organism: Trypanosoma brucei brucei TREU927
Lineage: Eukaryota; Euglenozoa; Kinetoplastea; Trypanosomatida; Trypanosomatidae
Exons: 1
Coding region: 1-390 (129 amino acids)
Source: RefSeq, a predicted model, not a curated record
AUGGGGUCGGGGGAGGGGAUCGCCUGCAAUGCUAAGCGUUUUUUUUCUCGUCCCUCUUUUGGAGGUGUCAAUAGUGGGUGUGUGUGUGUGUGUACCAUUUCAAGGACACACACACACACACACACACACAGACACCUCUUCUUAUGCACUUUUCUUGUAUCCACGAGGGGUGAGCGGUGCCGUUUUUCCUUUGUUCCCUUCCCUCUUAUGUAUUUUCUCCAUUUGUUCAUGUAUCUCCAGGUGAUUCGUAUUUCUUACCAUUUUUUUUUCUCCUUCCCCACUCGAUGCAUCGCUGAACGCAGCCGCAGCAUCUCUCCCCAUCUUCAACCGCAAGAGUUCUCCCUUACCUCCCUGAAUAUCCUAUGGGUUUCACGGCGCCUCCCUUCAUAA